CGGCUCUUCCCGGGAGCGAUUGUCCCGGUGCCCCUCCCCUGAGGGACAGGGACACCGGGACUCUCCCUGUUCCCUGCGAGCUCAGGCCGAGCCCUUCCCGGAUCCAGCCCGCUCCAAUCCCAUUUGGCCUCCAGAGUCACCGAUUCUCCCGAAAUCCCAAAUUUAUCGUGAGAAUCCUCAGGUUUUCCACCAGAGAUCUCUCAGAUCUGGUCCCGACUCUGGGAUUUCCCAUGGCCUUGCCCGAGGCCUGCGCUCACGUUCCCCGCUGCCCACACAUCCCUCCUGGAUUUGCCUCCUCCAGAUUUCCCUCUUCUCCUGGAUAAAUUUCCCAUCGAUUCUGUAUAUCCCGUGUGCAGCUUGAUUCCCUUCCCACCAACCCCCUGCAAGCAGUCUCCAUCUACCCCCUGGAAUUCCCUAUGGAAUUCCUCUGCCCUGCCUGGACCCUUCACGUCUGUGCCACCAAAAGCCAGAAAUUUGCAAUCAAUCAAAUUCCAUCGUAUCCUAAGGAUCCUCAGGAGUGGCCAGGACUAAUUCCUCAUCACUAAACGGAUACAGCGAGCCUGGUUUGGUUUAACAACAAUCCCAGAGCCUGGAAUUGUGGGGUUAUUGCAGCUACAGGAGCUGCAAUAGGAUGAUCCUUAAAUCCCCUCCCAGCCCAGGCCAUGCCAGCAUUCCAGGACCUCAUGAGAGGGGUGCAGCAAGAGCAGGACCCCAAAGCAGCGUUUUGGAGAGAAGUUUCCUCCAGCCCAUCCCUUAUCCAGACCCAGCCCUUUCCCCUCCCUGUGCCCGGCAGCUCCGGCCCCGAGUGACCUUUCCGGGGUCACCGUGGUGACAUCGGGGCCAAUGUCCAGGCGGGGCCCGGCACAGCCGCGGGGACACCAUGAGGCUGUGGCUGCUCUGUGCCGUGGCCGUGGCCGUGGCCGUGGCCGUGGCCGGGGUGGCCGGAGCUGAGCACGGCGCCUCCGGGAUGGCAGCACGCGGGAGAGAGGGCCGGCGGCGACCGCACAGACCCUGCUCCGGCUGCUUCUCCGUGCUGAGCGAGGAGUCGCAGUCCAUGCCCUGGAAUUCCCGGGAGGAGGAGGCGCCUCAGCCGGGCAGGCGGGCACGGAGUGGGAAGGGACUGGAGGGCAGAGCCCGGAGGGAGAGCCCGGAGCCGGCCCAGCCCGCCGGACACCCCGGGCGCAUCCCGCUGCUGUGAGAGGUGACAGCGGAGCCCCGGCAGGAGCCCGGGCCCGGCGGGGACCCCCGGCAGCCCCCGCGGGGCCUUGCAGCAGUCAUCGAGCAGCCGAGACCGUGGCAGGAGCGAUGCCGGAGCCUGGGAAUGCCGCUGGACACCGGGAGCAGCCCCACGGCAGCAGAGAGCUCAGCUCCCCGCACUGCGCUGAGCCCCCCGCCCUUCCCACCCCCAAAAUGCUUCUGGGGCAGCCGCCCCCGCCUUGCCAAGGCCCCAAAUAAA
Molecule: messenger RNA, 1456 nt
Organism: Agelaius phoeniceus (red-winged blackbird)
Lineage: Eukaryota; Metazoa; Chordata; Aves; Passeriformes; Icteridae
Source: RefSeq, a predicted model, not a curated record